AUGAAACUGAAUCUGGCAGUGCUGGCGCUGGCGGUGCAUUCCGUGGCCUCAGCAGCUACGGGCCAGCAGAUUUUUGCACUCAAACGUCCCGACAGACGUGCUCUGACUCCCGGCGAGUACACCUUUCUACAGACCACAGACACCCACGGCUGGUUUGAGCAGAGCGGUGAGACCUACUUUGGCGACUGGGGCGAUCUCGCCAGCUUCCACCAACACAUGAAGAAAAAGUACCCGAAUUUGCUGUUUUUUGACUCGGGAGACAAGCAUGAUGGCAACGGGGUUUCGGACGCCUCUACCCCGAGAGGCCACUAUUCGCGACGGCUGUUUCGCGAAAUGCCCUUUGACGCCGUCACGGUCGGAAACCACGAGCUCUACAACACAGAGGUGGCCACGUUGGAGUACGAGGAGGUGUCACAGCAUCUAGGAGACAAGUACCUUAGUGGUAACGUGGAGAUUUGGAGAGGCGAAUGGCGUCCCUACGGUAACCGAUACAAGGUGAUCGAGCGGUCGCAUUACAAAGACGGCAAAACUCGUCGGAUCCUCACUUUUGGCUUCCUCUAUGACUUUGACCUGCAUCCCAAUAACAUUCGAGUCACCAAGGUCAGAGAUGCCGUCAAGCAGCAAUGGUUUCUGGACGCUCUGGACAACGAGGAGUACGACGUGGUGGCGGUGAUAGGCCACAUUCCCCUACGAUCAUGGGAAUUCCCUCAGCUGAUUGAGGCCAUCAGAAAGCGAACAAAGAAGCCUCUGGUGCUGCUAGGUGGCCAUUCUCACGUCAGAGACGCCGUCCAGCUGAAUGGAGAGUUUGACGGCCCCUCUGACGUGUACGGCAUCCAGGGAGGCCGGUUCCUGGAAACUCUGGGAUGGCUGUCUCUUAAUGUCACUGGUCAGGAGUCCACCUCUUCGUCCCGGUCAUAUAUUGAUUUCCAUAUUGACGGUCUCAAGUUCCACGCCUCACAUGACCCCGACCAUUCCAAGUGGGACACCGCUUUGGGCAAGAGCCUUACUCGGCAGCUGAGCCGCAUCAAGAAGAAGCUCGAUCUGAAAGAAGUGUAUGGAUGUGUGCCCGAAAACUAUUACACCAAUGGCGCAAAAUUCCCCGGGCCGUCUUCUCUGCUCAGUCUCAUUGCUGACGAGGUGCUCCCAACUCUGAAUGGCACUGCCGAGGGAGCUACGGGUGACCGAGUGAUUAUCACCAACACCGGCGGUCUGCGUUUCGAUCUGCUCAAGGGCCCCUACACACGUAAUACCGGCUUUGUGGUGUCUCCUUUCCCCAAUAACUGGGUAUACCUUCCCAAUAUAGACAUUCACACGGCCCAUGACAUUUUGCCGUACCUGAACCGAAAGGCGCAUAUUUUGGGAAGUGGUCACAUGGUGCCUGAGGAGAUCCCCCAGGAGUGUGACAUGUUCCAUGCUGCAGACACCAAGGGCCUGUUGCCUGGAUACGUGACUCUGGACGACUACGGGCAUGAUGGAGAUGAUACUCCUCAUUGGGCUCUUCCUUACUACGAGCUUCCUAAUGCCAUUCAGACAGAGAUGCCUCCGGACGACGUCAAGUAUGUUGAUCUGGUCUUCUACGACUUCAUUGCCCCCUUUAUUCAGGAGGCGCUGUAUGCUCUUGACCGGCCUGAUUACUUUGAGCGGCUGACCGACUAUGGAGGCAAGGGACUGAAUGAGCUACUGAAGGACUACGCCGAGGAGCACUGGGAGUGUCGGUAUUAG
Messenger RNA from Yarrowia lipolytica CLIB122, 1722 nucleotides. RefSeq lists its product as uncharacterized. The record is from RefSeq and is a predicted model, not a curated record. Gene Ontology annotation, molecular function: hydrolase activity. Gene Ontology annotation, cellular component: cytosol. Gene Ontology annotation, biological process: nucleotide catabolic process. NCBI's taxonomy places the organism in Eukaryota, Fungi, Ascomycota, Dipodascomycetes, Dipodascales.